Messenger RNA from Lasiosphaeria miniovina, 2118 nucleotides. RefSeq lists its product as uncharacterized. The transcript is spliced from 3 exons. The coding region runs from base 1 to 2118 and encodes 705 amino acids. Lineage: Eukaryota; Fungi; Ascomycota; Sordariomycetes; Sordariales; Lasiosphaeriaceae. The record is from RefSeq and is a predicted model, not a curated record. Gene Ontology annotation, molecular function: potassium ion transmembrane transporter activity. Gene Ontology annotation, cellular component: plasma membrane. Gene Ontology annotation, biological process: potassium ion transmembrane transport.
AUGGGCUUUAUGAGCCAUCGCCGACGCGAUGUCGAGGUUCACCCGGAGCAGAAAUGGGACUUCAUCAGUCUCAAUGACUUCAAGUCAGGCUCCUGCCUCACAGGAUUCGCCUAUGCCUACCUUUGGUUUUCUCUCCUCAUCUCCUUGGCAGUUUACUCGGUCGAUACAUUCACGGCGCUCCAGCUCCUCAUCUUUGACCGGUGGCCCGGAGUGAUUUCCCCGACUCAGUUGAUUCCGUUUGCCGUGUCUAAAUGGGUCUUCUCCAUAUGUAUCAUACUUUCCUUCAUCAACCUUGGAUUCGAGCACUUCCGUGCCCGCAAGAUCAUGAAGAGGGGCAGCGUUGCCGAGUCAUUUCUGGAUAGCUUGGCAGUGCGCCUGGAGAGUAUCCGAAUGGGACGCGGCCGCGGAUACAAGCGAUUUCUGGUCUUUACUAAGUUGACGAAGAGCAAGAAGGGGGCUGAAUACAUCGCCCUCUUCACGUAUUUCAGCUUUCAAUCUUGGAUUCGCAUCAUUAUCUGCUCCGGGCCCCGCCAAAUCAUCAACGCCCUCACGCUCUACUCGUUUUACUCCAGCAAGUUGGUCGUUAACGGACUCAACUUUGAGAACUCGCUGUCGACUCUUUUUGAUAAGAUCAGAAUUUCGGCGAAUGGCGACUAUCGUCUGAUUGUGAUUCUGUCGGGCAUGCUCUUCACUCUCGUCAUCUGGGUUUUCGCCGUGAUCUCGCUGCUUCUUGCUGCCAUGUUUUUCGUUUGCUUCUUGUGGCAUACGAUCCCGCCCCAAGACGGCGGACUGACUGGUUUCUGCGAGCGAAAGAUCAACAAGAGACUGAAGCAGAUCGUCGCGAAGAAGAUUGACAAGGCGAUGGCAGAGGAGGAGAGAGAGAGGAAGAAGGCGGAGAUGAAGGCAGCCAAGACAAACGGCGGCGCCAGGCCCUUGACGAUGAAAGCGACCCUGCCAAACUUGGGCGGUGAUGACAAGCUGCCUGAGAUGCCAAUGCUCAACAGAAACGAUACGACUACUACCCUUCCACCCUACACUUCGCGGCCCGGCACGCCAGGCAGCUUCGAACUGGAUGCCAUCGAUCAGAAGCGGCCACUUCCCAGCCGCUCAGGCACGAUGGCUUCAUAUUCAAGCAGGGCACCACUGGUCAGCAGCGCUGCCGAGAUGGGCACGUCUCGGUCCGAGUCUCCGACUCCUACGCUGCCGCCGCUCUAUUUGAGCGGAUACCCGCCGUCGAGAACAGGAACUUCGGCAUCCAACAAAAGCUUUGGGCCUGUUCCGCCGCUUCAACGGAUGGGCUCCAACGGCUCUGCACUGAAUACAAGCUAUACUACUAGCCCUGCCACGUAUUCUACCGAGACCAUGCCAGCCUUCCCGGCACCUAUCCGAUCACCCGUGGGUCCCUCCACCGGGUACAGGGGACCUGGCCCCAACCAAGGCCCAGCAAGAACCAAUACUGCUGGAGGAAGGCCAACGUUUGACGAAUAUUCGAAUGGACAGCCUAGCCCCCAUCCAAACCAAGGCCUUUCGAGGACGAACACUGGUGGGAGCAGGCCGUAUGACGAUUACUCGGCUGAACAGUCAAGUCCAGGCCCGAACUCUGGUAAUCCGAGGAUGAACCCCAACGGGGGCCGACCUCCAUAUGACGACUACUCAAAUGGACGGUCCAGCCCCGCUCCGUCGAACAACUCAUAUCCUAACGAUCCGUCAUCGCCACGGGGAAUGGGACCGGACGGGUACCCCAUUCGGAGCGCGACGAACCCGAUGCCGCCUCGCGGGCCGCAGCAGCGAUUUGCGCCUCAGCGGAAUAUGACGGCUCCUGUCCCUCAACCAUACCAUCAGCAAGCCGAUAGCAACGGCUCGAUGAGGAGUAUGGGGUCUGCUAGACCACCAUAUCACCAGCAGGCAGACAGCAACGGUUCGAUGAGGAGUGCGGGGCCGCCAAGACCGCCUUAUCAGCAGCCACAGCAAGGAGGUGGGGGGCCCGAUUACUUUAGUCGACCGAACCCGAUGGCAGCCAACGGCCCGAGAGGUAACGAUCCCCGUGGCGGAUAUGGGAAUAACGGAUGGAACCAAGAUACGGAGAGAGGAAACGGAUCUCGAUACGGGGCGUACUAA